UUUGCCCUUUUACCUCAUGUCGUAAGCGGAAGUACACAUACGCAGAAGUUCAAUACACGGAGGUUGAGUGAGCGACAUCUGUACAGUACAAGAUGGAUACGCUAAUAUUGGAGCCCUCUCUGUACACUGUUAAAGCUGUUCUGAUUAUGGACAAUGAUGGAGAGAGACUGUAUGCGAAGUAUUAUGAUGACACGUAUCCCACAGUGAAAGAGCAGAAAGCCUUUGAGAAGAACAUCUUCAACAAGACACACAGAACAGAUAGUGAAAUCGCAUUGCUGGAGGGUCUAACGGUUGUGUACAAGAGCAAUAUUGAUUUAUAUUUUUAUGUCAUCGGCAGCUCCCAUGAAAACGAGUUGAUGCUUAUGUCAGUGUUGAAUUGUCUCUUUGAUUCCUUGAGCCAAAUGUUGAGGAAAAAUGUGGAAAAGAGAGCCCUGCUUGAAAAUAUGGAGGGUCUCUUCCUGGCCAUUGAUGAGAUUGUUGAUGGAGGUGUGAUCCUGGAGAGCGACCCACAGCAGGUGGUUCAUCGUGUCGCUCUGAGGGGCGAUGACGUGCCUCUGACAGAACAGACAGUCACUCAGCUCCCACAUUAAGAACGUUUCAUCGUGCCGCCACUACCCCGGCUUUCUGGGUUCCCGCAUGUGUCUGCUGCAUGUAAACAUGAUGGCUGAUUAUUGGCGGCUGUCUGCCAGCGAUGGCUCCCCGUGGCUGCCGUACUCGUGAGUGCGGACUGAUUAAUGUUCUCAUUUAAGAGGCUCUGCGACAGGCUGCCUUUCGUGUCUGUGAUUAAUGGCUGUCUCCUCGUCUUCCCCGCUAUACGGUUACACUUUGCCUCGCCUCGUGCAAAUUAAGAUGAUGAAUUAAUUCCUGGAUGUUUUGCUGC
Molecule: messenger RNA, 880 nt
Organism: Sinocyclocheilus rhinocerous
Lineage: Eukaryota; Metazoa; Chordata; Actinopteri; Cypriniformes; Cyprinidae
Product: coatomer subunit zeta-1-like
Exons: 9
Coding region: 93-590 (165 amino acids)
Biological process (GO): retrograde vesicle-mediated transport, Golgi to endoplasmic reticulum; intracellular protein transport; intra-Golgi vesicle-mediated transport
Cellular component (GO): COPI vesicle coat
Source: RefSeq, a predicted model, not a curated record